UCACUCUCAGCCGACUUCGACAAAGUGCGCGCGGCGCAGGCGGAGCGCAACGCCUCUUCAGGUAAAAAGAACCUCAUGGACACGUCGAGCCAGCGCAAUAACUCCGAUAAGGCGUCGCUCACGAAAGCCUUCGACCGCGACCUCUACGAUGAUGACGACAGAUCGAAGUACAAUACCUCAAUUGCCGUCAACGAUGAGGACGAUGAUAUGCUGGACGCGGAGGAUGAUGGAGAAGGUGGAAGAUUGGUUGGCCAGUACACAGCGACCGCUGCCCAAAUAGGGGAGUGGGCGCAUGGCGAGACUGAGGAGGCCGAUAUUCUGGAAAGUCGAGAGAAGCAGGCACAGAUUGCGAGUCGAGAGACGGAUUAUCAAAAACAGCGCUUCAAGCGUGGACUCGACGGCGAUGGAGAGAAGACAUACAAGGAGGUCAUGGCAGAGCGAGAGCUGCAGCGGGAAGAGGAGCGCGUAAAGAGGCUGAUUCAGGAGAAGGAAAAGGAGCAGAUUGCGGCCGACAGCGACAGUGAUAUGGAGGAUGUGGAACAUCAGGCUACGUUGACGGAAGGCAAUGGUGCGGGCAAGGACUCGGACUCGGACGAUUCUUCCGACGAAGACGAGAAGGCCAACGGCAAAUCCACAGCGGAGAGGAAGAAGCGGAGAUGGGACGAUGAGGGAAAGACCAAUGGUGAUGCGAACGGCACAUCUGAGGGCACAAACGGCGCAUCGAAUCGGAAGAAGUCACGCUGGGACUCAUCUGCAGAGGCGAGCUCCGAGCAGAAUGGUGUCAAGAAGACAUCUCGAUGGGACGCUACCGCGGAGCCCGAAGCCAAGAGCGGCAAGAAGUCAUCACGAUGGGAUCAAGUCACCGGGGACGACGCCGAGGAGGAGGAUACCACGGAGGUUGCAUUGCCAGUUGCGCCGGGCUUCGGCGCCGAUGCUGGUGGACCGAAUGCCUUUCAAUCGGACGAAGAGCUGGAUGCGAUACUGCCCAAGGAAGGGUACAAAAUCUUGCAGCCGCCUUCGACCUACAAGCCUACCCUGACUCGGCGUGGUGGAGGCUUCAUGAACCAGCAAUCGGUCGACCCGCGCUCGAUGGCCAAGCAGCUUCCUUCAGAAAUUCCUGGCGUGGGAGAUCUUCAAUUUUUCAAAGCUGAAGAUAUGGCUUACUUUGGGAAGCUGGUUGACGGUGUGGAUGAGAACGAGCUGAGUGUGGAGGAGUUGAAACAGCGCAAGAUCAUGCGUCUGCUUCUUAAGGUCAAGAACGGUACUCCGCCGAUGAGGAAGACUGCGCUUCGUCAAUUGACGGACAAUGCGCGCACAUUUGGCGCCGGGCCUCUCUUCGAUCAAAUCCUGCCGCUGCUGAUGGAGAAGAGUCUCGAAGAUCAGGAGCGACAUUUGCUCGUCAAGGUCAUCGAUCGUGUUCUCUACAAGCUGGACGACCUGGUCCGGCCAUAUGUCCACAAGAUUCUCGUCGUCAUUGAGCCUUUGCUCAUUGAUCAAGAUUACUACGCUCGAGUCGAAGGUCGCGAAAUCAUCUCAAACUUGGCUAAGGCCGCCGGACUUGCCCACAUGAUCGGCACAAUGAGACCAGAUAUCGAUCACGUCGACGAGUACGUGCGGAACACCACAGCUCGAGCAUUCGCUGUCGUUGCGUCAGCUUUGGGUAUCCCGACUCUUCUGCCUUUCUUGCGAGCUGUCUGCAAGAGCAAGAAGUCAUGGCAAGCGCGACACACUGGUGUGAAGAUCGUGCAGCAGAUUCCCAUUCUCAUGGGUUGCGCCGUGCUUCCUCAUCUUAACGGCUUGGUGGAGUGCAUCGGCGAGAAUCUCAACGACGAGCAGGCCAAGGUCCGCACAGUCACAGCGUUGGCAAUCGCCGCAUUGGCCGAAGCCUCCAACCCAUUCGGUAUCGAGAGCUUCGACGAUAUUCUCAAUCCUCUUUGGACUGGUGCGCGUAAGCAACGUGGAAAGGGUCUCGCUGGUUUCCUCAAAGCUGUUGGAUACCUCAUCCCUUUGAUGGACGAGGAAUACUCAAACUACUACACCAGCCAGAUCAUGGAGAUUCUGCUACGCGAGUUCCAAAGUCCUGAUGAGGAGAUGAAGAAGGUCGUGCUCAAGGUCGUCAGUCAAGCUGCAGGCGGAAGUGGUGUCACAGCUGCGUACCUGAAAGAGAACGUCCUGGAUGGUUUUUUCAAGAGCUUCUGGGUACGAAGAAUGGCUAUCGAUAAGCGCAACUACAAGCAGGUCGUCGAAACCACGGUCGAUCUUGGCAACAAGGUCGGCGUGGGUGAGAUCGUUGAGCGCAUCGUUGGCAACCUCAAGGACGAGAGCGAAGCCUACCGCAAGAUGACUGUCGAGACGAUCGAGAAGGUUAUUUCUGCCAUGGGGGCUGCAGACAUCAACGAGCGUCUUGAAGAACGUCUCGUGGAUGGCAUCUUGCACUCCUUCCAAGAACAAAGCGUCGAAGACAUUGUACUGCUCAACGGAUUCGGCACUGUCGUCACGGCUCUCGGAACUCGCUGCAAGCCCUACCUGCCACAAAUCGUCAGCACCAUCCUUUGGCGUCUGAACAACAAGUCUCCCACAGUGCGCCAGCAAGCUGCGGAUCUCAUCACCCGAAUUGCGAUUGUGCUCAAGCAGUGCGACGAGGAUGGUCUGCUGGGCAAGCUUGGCUCUGUGCUCUACGAAUACCUUGGCGAGGAGUACCCCGAUGUGCUGGGAAGUAUCCUUGGAGCCAUGAGGAGUAUUGUAUCAGUCGUUGGAAUCAGCAUGAUGCAGCCGCCUAUCAAGGAUCUGCUCCCACGUCUGACACCUAUCCUCAAGAACAGACACGAGAAGGUGCAAGAGAACACCAUCGAUCUCGUGGGACGCAUUGCUGAUCGUGGACCGGAAUCUGUCAACGCUCGCGAAUGGAUGAGAAUCUGUUUCGAGCUUCUCGACAUGCUCAAGGCCCACAAGAAGGGGAUCCGGCGCGCAGCCAACAACACAUUCGGUUUCAUCGCCAAAGCCAUCGGACCUCAAGAUGUGUUGGCAACCCUGCUCAACAACCUCCGCGUCUUGGAUCGUCAGUCAAGAGUGUGUACAGCUGUGGCUAUCGGCAUCGUGGCCGAGACUUGCGCACCGUUCACUGUGCUGCCGGCGCUGAUGAACGAAUACCGCGUCCCGGAGCUGAACGUGCAAAACGGUGUUCUCAAAGCGCUCUCCUUCCUCUUCGAGUACAUCGGCGAGAUGGGCAAAGACUACGUCUACGCCGUUGUGCCACUCUUGGAGGACGCACUCAUCGACCGUGACCAAGUGCAUCGGCAAACAGCCGCCAGCGUCGUCAAGCACGUCGCUCUCGGCGUGGUCGGUCUUGGAUGCGAAGACGCCAUGAUGCACCUGCUCAACCUCCUCUGGCCCAACAUCUUCGAGACCAGCCCUCACGUGAUCGAUCGCAUCAUUGAGGCCAUCGACUCCAUUCGUCUGUGUGUCGGCACGGGCGCGACCAUGAACUACGUCUGGGCGGGACUCUUUCAUCCUGCAAGACGAGUGCGCACGCCGUACUGGAGACUGUACAACGAUGCUUACGUGCAGAGUGCGGAUGCCAUGGUGCCGUACUAUCCGGCUGUCGAUGAUGAUCAGAUGAAGAGGCCGGAGUUGAUGAUUGUGCUUUAAGGAGAUCAGCAUGCAUGGAGAGUCGGGAAGGAUAGCUGAAAAUGGGAUCUGGGCAUGGUGGAGUUUCGGAGGGCUUGUGUAUGAGCAAAUGGAUCCGGCGCAAAGUGCGUGCAGUCGUCGGAACUGCUUCAUCUGU
Molecule: messenger RNA, 3784 nt
Organism: Zymoseptoria tritici IPO323
Lineage: Eukaryota; Fungi; Ascomycota; Dothideomycetes; Mycosphaerellales; Mycosphaerellaceae
Exons: 1
Coding region: 76-3648 (1190 amino acids)
Biological process (GO): spliceosomal complex assembly
Cellular component (GO): U2-type prespliceosome; catalytic step 2 spliceosome; U2 snRNP
Molecular function (GO): mRNA binding
Source: RefSeq, a predicted model, not a curated record